This is a messenger RNA of Drosophila busckii, 2018 nucleotides long. RefSeq names its product ubiquitin carboxyl-terminal hydrolase MINDY-3 homolog. The record is from RefSeq and is a predicted model, not a curated record. Lineage: Eukaryota; Metazoa; Arthropoda; Insecta; Diptera; Drosophilidae. Gene Ontology annotation, biological process: protein K48-linked deubiquitination. The transcript is spliced from 6 exons. Bases 101 to 1762 code for a protein of 553 amino acids. Gene Ontology annotation, molecular function: cysteine-type deubiquitinase activity; K48-linked deubiquitinase activity.
UAUAUAUAAAUAUAUAUCACAAAUUUAAAGACGAAUACAUUUUGAUUCUGAUACGUGCUCUCCCGAAACUCCUGCUUUAGUCGAAAGUGCGCGACGCGAUAUGAGCGACGCAUGCGAACGGGAGCAACGCAGCGAAAAGUGCGCCUCGCCGAAAACUGCAUCAGCAACGCCGUCGAUGACGUUGGCUUCGACAGCCUUGGAAUCGCAAUUGCACAAAACAACAACAACAACAGCAUCAUCAACAGGCCAACAACAACAACAGCAGGAAGUGGCCAUGAGUAGUACAGGUGGUAAUGCAGCUGCAUCAACAGCAGCGGGACACCAGCAGCCGCAACAACAACAACAACAAAUGCAACAACAACAACAACAACAAAUGCAGCGACCUAGUGAAAAUGAUAUGCGUGAGCUGCGCGAAAUAAAACAAUUGCUUUGGGGCGAUAUGGUGCGCGAAGAUGUAUUCAACCGUUGGUCUCAAGGUUUUGAGUUUAGUGAUGUGGAGCCGUCGGCUUUGGUGCAAAAACAGGGCGGUCCUUGUGCUGUGAUAGCGCCCGUGCAGGCGUACUUGCUUAAGAUAAUUAUCAUGGACAUGCCAGGCACACAUUUAGCCAAGCUGCCCAGUGACAAAUGCCAGAGUCUGCUGAUUGAGGCGCUGUGCAAUAUAUUGCAAAAUUGUCGAGCGCCGCGCUUUAAAAUUGUCACUCUACAGCGUCGUUCAACCAAAGAGCAUCGCAUGUCAGCAUCGUCGUCGCCCGCCACUAACCCCAGCGAUGUACAAGAGGCAGAGGAAGCCACUGAGGCAGCAUCUGGAGCGGAUGCAACGUUGGAGAGUCGCUUGGACUGGGAUUUUGAUUUCGAACUGACACCGGAACAGUUCCAUGAGCGCCUGCACACAAUAUAUUUUGAUCAGAUUAUAGAUGUUGCACGUUACUAUAUGGCCAACCAACAGCAAUUGCAACAGACCUAUGGGGUGCUAUUAUUCAUGUACUCGGUAUUUCUAACCAAGGGCACGGAGCAGGUCACUUCAGAGAUAUCGGAUACAUCCGAGCCGCUAAUACAUAGCACAUAUGGCUAUGGCGCACAGUCGUUGAUCAACUUAAUGCUUACUGGACGUGCCGUUGCGCAUGUUUGGGAUAAUGAACAGGAUGUGGGCGGUCUCAAAUUGCGCGGAAUUUGUGAGCAGAGCGAUAUUGGCUUCAUAACACUUAUGGAGCAAAUGCGUUACUGCACAGUCGGCUCAUUCUUUAAGAAUCCGCGCUUUCCCGUUUGGGUUAUGGGCUCCGAUACGCAUUUAACUGUAUUGUUUAGCUAUGAACAGAGGCUAGUAUCGCCGGAGACAGCAUCAGAGACAGGACGUCGCAUAUUUAAGUCAUACGAUCCGGAGGGCAAUAAUUUCAUAUCGAGCACUUUGCUACGUGAUGUGCUACAAGCAUUGGAUCUGGUCAGCGAACCGGCAUAUGUAAAUCUCAUGCAAAAGCGUCUGGAUCCAGAGAAUCUGGGCAUCAUACUGCUAAAUGCUUUCAUGGACGAGUUCUUUCCACAGGAACGUCAAUCGACGCCUGACACAUUCGAGCUAAUGCACUACAAUGGCAUACCAGGAUCCAAUGAUAAUAACAAGGUGCGUUAUUACUUUGGUUCGGCUAUAUUGCUGGAGGCCGAUCUCAAAUCCAUAUGCACCUCGAAUCCGAUGGUCACCUGUCUCCAGACCAAGUGGCCCAACAUAGAGAUCAACUGGCAUGAUACGUAUAUGCCUUCAUUGAAUUGAAUUGAUGUUCUCAACUAAAACAGCUAAAAAUAUGUAAAGCAAAGUGUUUAGCAGACGUAAUCUAUGCUAGAACAACAGCUACCAAAACAAUAAAUAAAACAAAAAUAAUAUGAAGAAGAUGAAUAUAAGAACUAUUGUAACAGUGACGGCCAGUAGAUGCCCAUGCACAUCUUUAUUUCAAACACAAUUUCAAUUGUUUAUUAAUAAUUUAUUGAACAAAAAAACAAAACGUUUAAAAAACAACCAAAAAAAUGCA